AUGCAUGUCCGGUUCACGCUCUGUAUCUUACACUUCUGCAACUACAUUGCCUCUAGUUGUAGACUGACCGGCAGUGAGCUGACCCCAGACAUGUUGUUGGAUGGGAAUAUAAUAAUCGGGGCAGUGAUGAACGUUCAUAUGGACAAAGUCUACCCAAACAUAGAUUACAAGGAAAAGCCUGGUCCUGUCAUCUGUACAACGCUUAUGUUAGACACCUAUCAGCGUGCCCAAGCUGUGCAUUUCACCGUGGUGGAAAUUAACAAAAAAAACAAUCUUUUGCCAAAUAUCACCUUGGGAUUCCAGCUAUUUGACUCUUGUACAGUCCUCCCAAGAGCAGUGUCACAAAUUCUACAGAUGUUGAGUGGACAUGGAAAACCUCUUCCUAACUAUCGAUGUAACCAGGAGACCCGGUUGGCUGCAGUAAUCGGCCAUUCUUCAUCUACAUACUCCAUUUUACUGGCUCAUAUACUGGGGCUAUACAGGUAUCUACAAAUCAGUCACUUUUCCACAAGUUCUCUUCUCAGUGACCGUAUCCAGUUUCCAUCAUUCUUUAGAACAGUCCCCAGUGACGCCUUCCAGUCUCAAGGUCUUGCACAGCUGGUGUUGCACUUUGGAUGGACCUGGAUUGGUCUAGUAGCUACGGAUGAUGAUUACGGGCAGCAAGGUAUCUAUUCAGUCAAGAGGGAUAUAAUAAAAGCUGGAGCUUGUGUGGCUUUCUCAGAGACCAUAAUCUACAGUCAGGAGGAUUUAAAUGCCCCACAUAUUGCUCGGGUGGCUAAAGACUCAACAGCCACAGCGGUGGUCAUCUUCUCUCCUGAUAUAGACUUAAGCUUUGUACUAGAUGAGAUGCUGAGGCAGAACGUCACAGGAAAAGUAUGGAUUGCCAGUGAAGCUUGGUCUACGUCAUCUUUCUUGUCAGUGAAUAAAUACUCAAGAAUUCUUCUUGGAACAAUUGGUUUUACCCUUCCUAGUGGAAGCAUGCCAGGGUUUGGAGAUUUCCUCAACAGGAUCAAUCCAUCUAUGGUCGUAGGGAACCGUCAAAUAAAAUUAUUCUGGGAACAAGUUUUUGGUUGCACAUUCCAAGACCAUACAUCUACAAAAGACCUUUUAAAUUCAUCGGUAAAAAAAUGUACGGGCCAAGAAAGUCUUGAGAACAUCCAAAACAAUUUCAAUGAUGUCUCUAGUCUGAGGGCAACAUAUAAUGUCUAUUUAGCAGUUCAUGCCAUUGCAAAAGCUCUGGACAAUAUGGAUAAAUGCAAAAAGGGAGAUGGACCAUUUCCCAAUGGAUCAUGUGCUGAUAUUGAGAAUUUUAAGCCUUGGCAGUUGUUGCACUACAUAAAGAAGUUACAUCUGAACAUGUUGGAUGGUAGACAACUCUUUUUCGAUGAGAACGGAGAUCCCCCUGCUGUGUACGAUAUAGUAAACUGGCAGCUGAACCCUGAAGGACAAAUCCAACAAGUCACAGUGGGCAGUUAUGAUACCAGUAGAACCAGCGGGAACGUCUUUAAUAUUAAUUCCAGCCAUGUACAAUGGGGAACUGGACAUCAUGGGGGUCAAAAGUUUGAAGAUCCAGAGCAGGCAACAUUACUGGUCAUAGGAAAGCAAUAUUUUAGGAUUAGGAGAUUGCCAUAUGAUUUUCCUUUCCUUACCUGUAAAUUCAUCAAACAUAUUCUUUUCUUAAAAAACUCUUCCCAGGUACCUGUUUCAGUCUGCAGCCCCAGUUGUCCACCAGGCUUCAGGAAAGCAGCCAGAAAAGGCCAACCUCUAUGUUGUGCCCAAUGCAUUCCAUGUCCAUCUGCAGAGAUAUCCAACUACACCGAUUCGCUACAAUGUACAAAAUGCCCAUGGGAUAUGUGGCCAAAUCCAACCCAAGAUCAUUGUGUUCCAAAGACUCAAGAAUUCCUUUCACAUGAAGAUCAACUGGGCAUCACCUUAACAACUACUGGCAUCUCCUCAUCGUUGGUUCCUGUUGCCAUCUUUGGACUUUUUAUUUACUACAGAACAACCCCCAUUGUUCGGGCCAAUAACUACUCCUUGAGUUGUCUUCUCCUGUUGUCACUAUCUCUCUGUUUUCUUUGCUCUUUAGUCUUUAUUGGCUAUCCCCAGUAUGAGAUAUGUCUUUUAAGACAAGUGACUUUUGGUGUUGUAUUUGCACUUUGUGUCUCCUGCAUCUUGGCCAAAACCAUUAUGGUAGUCAUCGCUUUUAAUGCCACAAGGCCUGGGAGUCAACUGAGGAAAUGGACUAGACCACAUGUAUCAUAUCUCAUAGUCAUCUCCUGUAUCCUUAUUCAGAUAUUUCUUUGUAUUAUGUGGCUGACAUUCUCUCCUCCCUUCCUAGAAGUCAAAUCAGAAAGUAAUUCUGGAGUACUAAUCAUUCAGUGUAAUGAAGGGUCACCAUUGGCUUUUUGGUCUAUGCUUGGCUACCUCGGUCUCCUGGCCUUCAUUAGCUUCAUUGUAGCUUUCUUGGCCAGGAGACUUCCCGACAGCUUCAAUGAGGCCAAGUUUAUCACCUUCAGCAUGCUGGCCUUCCUGAGCGUCUGGUUGUCCUACAUUCCAGCAUCUCUCAGUUCGCAAGGAAAAUAUAUGGUGGCCAUGGAGAUCUUUGCUAUCCAAUCGUCAACCUGGGGUCUGGUUAUUUGUAUGUUCUUUCCAAAAUGUUUUAUUAUUCUAUUCAAACCCGACAUGAACUCAAGGGAAAAACUGAUGACAAAACAAAAAAACCUGAGUGAUUGA
Molecule: messenger RNA, 2733 nt
Organism: Hyla sarda
Lineage: Eukaryota; Metazoa; Chordata; Amphibia; Anura; Hylidae
Product: extracellular calcium-sensing receptor-like
Exons: 6
Coding region: 1-2733 (910 amino acids)
Biological process (GO): G protein-coupled receptor signaling pathway
Cellular component (GO): membrane
Molecular function (GO): G protein-coupled receptor activity
Source: RefSeq, a predicted model, not a curated record